UCCUGUUCAGUCCCGGAAGGAAGAAGCUCGGAGAUGCUGCGUAACGCGCAUGCGCAGUAGCAGCCGCCGGUAGAAGGAGUCUCCGCCGUCGGAAGCUCUGAGGGGAAGACGCGAUGCCGGAUUACCUGGGAACCGACCAGCGCAAAACCAAAGAGGAGGAGAAGGAGGACAAACCCAUCCGCGGUGAGCCGGGGGCUGCUGCGGAAAAGAAAAGCCCCCUGACGCCCAUUCCCUGGGCGCCCGUUGGGGUUCCAGUGCGCAUGCGUGCCUCUCGGAUGCCCCUCUGCUUAUUUGCGCCCCCUCCCUUCUCUCCCCCCACCCAAACCCUGGUACCCUACAGAUGUUUUGGAUCUGCAGAUGAAGGGCGGUGUGUGAAUUCAAUUUAAUUUAAAAUCUUGCCCCCCCCUACGUUAAACGUAGAAUUAUAGAAUCUUGGAGUUAGAAGGGAACCUGAGGGUCAUCCAGUCCAACCCCCUGCAAUGCAGGAAUUUCAGCUAAAGCAUCCAGGACAGAGGGCCAUCCACCCUCUGCUUAAAAACCCCCACUGAAGGAAAGUUCACAACCUCCCGAGGGAGCCCGGUCCACUGUCAAACAGCUCUUACUGUCAGAAAGUUCUUCCUAAUGUUGAGUCUGAAUCUCCUGUCUUGUAACUUGAAUAAAUAGGUUUGGGUCCUCUGGAGCAGGAGAAAACAAGCUUGCUCCAUCUUCUAACCCUGUAGGUUCUGUUGCUCUUGUUAGUCCCAUAUUACUGAUGUGGCUGAAUUGUUGCACUGGCUGCUGUUACGCUGCCCAGCCAAAUUUAAGGUCUUGCUAUUGACAUAUGAAGCCCUGAACAACUUGGGACCAGGUUAUCUUUGGGAAAGCUAUACAUUAUACACCCUUCCCAGUCACUUCAGUCCUUGAGAGAGGCACUCCAUGGGGCCAUUUGGUCCCAAAGUUGGUUAUGUUCACUAAGAUCAGAGCCUUUAGUGUGACAACUCCUUCCCUUUGAGAUGUGCUUCUGCUGGACAUCAGGUAGAUGUCUACAUGGUAUUGGCGUUUAGGCACCUGCUUAACAUUCACCUAUUCACUCAGGCUUUGCCUGAUGUGAUGCAACUGUGUUGAUGUAUUAAUUUGAUGUACCGGUUUGUGAUGUGUUUAUUUUAUGGGUAGAAUUGCAUUUUUGUAUUUUUACUUAUCUGCUGCUUGCCACCAUAUAUAGUUUAAUGUUGGCAGUACAUACAUUUUUGCAAAUAAUAAAACAGAAAACUUAUGUCCAGAUUCUGUGUCUUCAGACUGUUGGUGGGAAGUCGUACAAAAUGCAGUUGUUUCACUUUUUAAUAUGAUCUGUGUUAUAUGUCUUUCAGCUUUGGAUGAAGGUGAUAUUGCUUUGUUGAAAACCUAUGUAAGUAUUUGUUGCAGUUACAGCUUCAAAAUUAAAAAAAAACCUAGUAAUAUUGGAGUGUUUGGGAAACAUCCACAUUAACCAACUGGGAGGAGUGAACAGUCCUAAAAGACAUACUUUGAGUAAGCCUCACUGAAAAUAGCAGGGUUUAGUUCUAAGUAAACAUGCAUAAAUUUGUGAGUUUUGCUGCUUCAGCUGGAAGAUUUCACUUUCAUCUAAAGUAACAGCACCUCAAAACAAAAUCCAAUUUGGAAUAAGCAAAUCAGAAGCCUAAAUAUUACAGUUUCAUGUGUGGUUUGGUGAAAAGAUGAAAAUUGCAGAUUGCUGAGCCAACUGGAUUUAAGUAAAUGUGUCUUAUUUGCAAAGAGCUGUGUAAGGGUUCAUAUCUCAUGAUUAACAAGAUCUGUCAAAAUUCAACAUUUGCUUGAAACUUUGCAGAACUGCAGUGCCUACUACCAAGCUAGAUUGACCAGUGGCCGGAUUAAUAAGGUUUAUCUGUUCAUAGGUCUGCAUUUGGGAAGUAUCUGUUCAAGUCCCAUUCAUAUAUCCACUAGUUUGCCUUACUUUUUCUAAUCCAGGGCCAGAGUACAUACUCGAGGCAGAUCAAGCAAGUUGAAGAUGAUAUUCAGCAGCUGCUUAAGAAAAUCAAUGAGCUCACGGGUAUGUCAUUUUAGGGUUCAUUGAAAGCAUAUAUCUUUUUCAUUUUAGUUUUGCCCUUUCAGUUAUGGAGCAUAUGGGCCUGUCGUUCACUACUGCUCACUCCCAAGAAAAACUCCAAAUAGGAAGGGUUGUUGAACAAAACAAAGGAACUGAAAACAAAGAAACCUUCAUGGGCAGAGAAAAAGGGGAAACAUGAGAGAGGAGAUGAUGUCAGAUACAGAGAGCGGCUUAAUUUUGACAAUUGGGAUUUUGAAGCUGACAUGGAAAAGGAUAACCAAUGUACAAUUGAAUAUCUAGUGUGGUGUAAUUGUUAAGACUGCGAGCUAAAAGCCCCCAGUUUAAAUCUCCUAAAAUGCUCCCCCAGGAAGGUUUGCAAACCUGUUGAGUAUUACAUAGCAUUGAUGCAAGUGGCAGAGUGGUUUUUCCUUUUUGUCAUGUUUAUGUUGCAUUUGCUGCUGAAACUAAUUGAAGCAAACUAGUGCUUGAAGCAAGCUAUAGCACAGCAUUGACCUGAGUGGCAAAGCAAGUGGUUUUUCUGCUUUUGUUUUUUAGGUAUUAAGGAAUCAGACACUGGCUUGGCUCCCCCUGCUCUCUGGGAUCUCGCUGCAGAUAAGCAAACUCUUCAGAGUGAGCAGCCACUGCAAGUGGCAAGGUAUGCAGAUACUUUAUCUGGUCAGCCAUAGGAGCAAAUAGUUAUAAAAAUGCAUAGCGAUAUAGCCGUUGCUUCUAUCCUCCACAUGUAAUGUGCAAUCCCUGUUGCAAACAAGUAACAUAGGGUCCUUUCCAGUAUAACAUAUGGAGUUAUGCUACAACAUAAAUAUUAAAACUUUGCUAUUUGCAUCUAUCUGUUUCCUAGGAGCUUUAAUUUAAUGUUUCAUUCUGACAUUGUAGCUUAAGGCCCGGGUGUUUGAAAUCCCUGGGGGUGGAGUAGGUUACACUGAAAGCAGUCUUUAGUUGGAUAUUUAAAGUGCCACUUCUUAUGCUGUUCAUGAUUAUUUAAGUUUUAGGGAGAAAAAGAAAUAUGGUAGAAGGAAGAGUUUUUAGUUAUGGUUACGUAGGCAAGGGCAGCAGAAAUUUAGCCGUCCUGUAAGUUCUUCAAGAAACCUGGACUUCGAAUGACACUUGGCUGUCAGGCACAUUAAACCCUCAUUUGCUCACAGAUUGCUUGUUUAAUUACUUUUCUCUUCUGGUUAGAUGCACCAAGAUAAUCAAUGCAGAUUCUGAGGAUCCUAAGUACAUUAUCAAUGUGAAGCAGUUUGCCAAAUUUGUGGUUGAUCUUAGUGAUCAGGUGGCACCCACUGACAUUGAAGAAGGGAUGAGAGUUGGGUGAGUUGAUACCAAUAUUUUUACUGUUCUUAGUUUGAGUUACUUGACUUAGUCAUCGAGUCCAGAGGAUUGAAUGCACAUUUAUAUUUAUAGGAAAAUAUAUAUAUGUUGCCUUCCUGCCCUAAACAGGGCUCCCAAGGUGGUUUACAAUAGCACAAUGCAAUUAAAAGAUGGAAUGCAUUCGAACAAGCCAUGGUAGAACAAGUGAAAUAGUUUUCAAGCGGUAUAAACAUCUUUGAUUGCCUGCCUAAAAUACAUGCAAGGGGCCAGUCUAACAUCCAGUGAGCCAGCACGUUGGAUUUGGGACUGGAAACUGAAAUAAUAUUUUCUUAUAUUGCUGCAUAGCAAAGUUCCCUGAGAGGUUUAUAAUAGAAAAAAAUUGUAGAGUAAAAUACAACAAGCUCGUAAAAUGGAACACAAAACAAUAUCAAUAUCAUACGUAAGGAUUUUAAUAAUUCCCAGAUGAAAACGAGAGUACAAGUCAACAAACAUUUUCUGAAAGAAAAUAAUCUUUGCCUGCCUUCGAAAAGAGAACAAGAAUGGAGAACAUGGGGCAGGAAAUUUCACAACUGGGAUACUACUGUGGAGAAGGCUCUGGAUCCUGCCUUCAGACAAUGGGGUUUCUUGAAAGAACGUCUCAUCAGAAGCUCUUAUUGCAUGGGAUAGAGCAGGCAUCAGAUAAACAGGGUCUCUAUCAUGUAAAGCGUUAAAUGUCAAAAUGCCAGUUAGGGACCAACUGAUAAUAGCAGAUUCUUUUCAAGGGCCUGGACUAAAUGGCACUUGAGGCUUAAUCCAGCUAAAAGUGGACAAGUUUUAAUUUUCAGACCAUCUGCAGAGUGUGAUAUUUGAUCCAGGCUUAAAAUACAAGGUACCAAACAAGGUCAGCAUUGAACACAGCAACCACUGGGAAAACUUGAUUAUAAGCUGAACAUGAUACGAAAGUGGAGUUUGGUCCUGUUUUCUUCUAGAGUACUAUUUGGUUGUAAAAUGCCUUGGCUGCAGAAUGUAAAUAAAGUGCUCACAUCUGAGCUGUGAUAAAAUACGAGGCACAGAGUUCUCUGGAGAGAGGGUGGGAGAGUGACAAGGAUUGAACAAGUUGUCCCUCCACCUGGAUUCCUUCAAUAUGUUGCUGUGGUGCCACAUGGCAUACCUGUCUGCCCAAAUGUGUUCCAAACUACCCAUUCCGAUCCCUCGCCCUCACUAUGUAACCAGCCUCACCAGUAUCAAAUGGAGAAAAGCCUUUACAUCUCCGUGGCUGCAGUCUAUUCACUCUGCCGUGGUUGAAGGAUGCUUUUGCCAGACCCCCUUAUGAAGAGAUAGUUUGCCCCUGUGGAGGUAAUGUGCAUUUGUAUUCUUUUUCUGCAGCGUUGACAGAAACAAGUAUCAGAUUCAUAUCCCUCUGCCUCCAAAGAUUGAUCCAACUGUUACUAUGAUGCAGGUAAGAACUCUUAUUGCUAUUGGCCUUUGAUUGUUUACCUUUGUAAUCUGACUUCAUUGUAACCUGCUCUUCUUAUUUCAUAAGAUCUGUUAAAAAAAAUUAUUGCAAAUAACAAAGAUGUGUGCACAUCUGUUUUGUUACAAAGGUAGAGGAAAAGCCUGAUGUCACCUACAGUGAUGUUGGAGGUUGUAAAGAACAGAUUGAGAAGCUAAGAGAGGUGGUGGAAACACCCUUGCUUCAUGUAAGUAUUGUAACAGAAAGUGUGUGUGAUCUGCUGAUUUUCUUCCUCUUACAGCUUUCAAGGGCUAAUUGCAUAUACCGCAAGAACCUAAAUUAUUCAGUAGUCAAAAGGCUUUUAAAUCAAUUUACAUUUCAGUUGUCAAGAUUUAGGAUGUUCCUUUUGUUCACCUUUCGAGGAAAGUAUGAAUUGCUUCGUUAGAUCUGACAAAACUUCAUCUAGUCCACUGUUUUGGAAAUUCGUCUUCUAGGCUGCCACAAGCGGGGCACAAAACAAUGCCCUUUUGUCGUCUGUCACAAUAGUAUUAGGGAUUCAGAGAGAUGCUACCCUGUUAGUAUUCUCCUGUGAUCAAGCUGACUGCUUGAAUAGGGCAGUGCUGUCUUUGUGAAAUUGCAGGGAACAUGUACCAUUGAAGGCUUGAAGAAAGGGAAUGGCAAAGGGAAAUGUCUUUAUCUGCUUGCAUUAUUGAAGCUUCAGUGCCUUCCUAUUGGUUUUGCACCGACCCUCUUGUUACACUGCACUGCACAGCUUUCUUGCCACUCGGUCCCUUCUUGACUUGUGCACUACUUUUAAAAUGGAAGAUUUCUUGACAGUUCAUUGAUAGUACUGAAAUUGUACUGCUGUGGCAAGCUUGGGCUCCUGCAGCGCUUUGGCUGCCAUUGGGUCCAGUCUAGGACCCAAAGAUACUGCGUUUCAUCCUGUCUGUGCAACUUUUAAACUUACUGUCUCCCUGCCACUACAGCCAGAACGAUUUGUCAAUCUGGGGAUCGAGCCCCCUAAAGGAGUGCUUCUAUUUGGCCCGCCGGGGACAGGAAAAACUCUCUGUGCUCGUGCUGUUGCUAAUAGGACCGAUGCCUGCUUCAUCCGAGUGAUUGGAUCUGAGCUGGUGCAGAAAUACGUAGGAGAGGUAAUGAAAAGAGGGAGCAUGUCUGUGCAUCUGUACUGGGGGAGGUCAAGUUACCAGAAAGUCUGCUCAAACUAUACUUUAAAUAAUCUAAGUUUUCCUGCAGAGGAGGAUGAGAGUCUUUGCCUUAAUAUUAUACAGUAUGAUUAGAAACCUGGACCUCUUUAUAUAUUUGUUCACUCCUCUGGCAGUUUGGAUCAUAUAGAAUCUGAAGCCUGUUUUUUUAUGUAGGGUAUGUGAGAUACUGUAUGAUGUACAGUAGGCUAUUCUCAUGAGUUGGGACAGCCAGGCACCAGUUAUAUCCUGGAAGGAACUGCAACUAAAAUGAUGUCCCGUAAUGAGCACAGUUUUACCUCUUGGUUCUGUAGAUUCAUUUGGAAGUUUUAAUAUUUACUUUAAAUACUCUUAACUCAAGUGACAGUUGGCUUUAUAUGAAAGUAAACCAUCUGUCUGUCUUUUUAUAGGGUGCUCGAAUGGUUCGGGAACUCUUUGAAAUGGCCAGAACAAAAAAAGCUUGCCUUAUCUUCUUUGAUGAAAUUGAUGCUAUUGGAGGUUGGUAUCACCUUACAUCAGCCUUCACCAAGCUGGUGCCCUUCAGAAACUGGACUACAACUCUUUAUUCUUUAUUUAUUCUUGGCUUAGCACUCAUGGUGCGUUUGGAGAGAAACAAACCACUAGCUCCAGUUUUUACAUAACAAGAAGCCACACCCUGACUUGUUUUUCUAUCUGGUGCAGCAACAGCAGGAGCAGGGAAGCUAGUAAGUGUGGCCUACCACACUGCUCACAUUAAAGCAUAGGUGAAUUUAUCGUUCAAACCAGGUCCCCUUUCUCUAUGUCAGGUUAGUCUGUUUGGAAGACGAUUAGGUAAUAGAAUGGCAGAAGCAACUUGAUAUUUGGCCUCUGUGCUGUGCUACUUCAUGCUGGUCUCUGUAGCACCAGCAAAGAACAAGGAAAAGUAUUUCACAAAAGUAUAUCCUGCUAGUAAUAUCCUUUUUUAAAAAAAAGAAUGUGAUAUUUUGAUUUACUGCAGUAGCCAUAGAUAACAUGGUAAGGGAGUACACAUGAAUUACAUUUUCUUGUUUUGGGGGCAAAGUUAACAAGGGUGCCUUUUGUGUUUCUCCUGCUGUCUCUUUCUAGGGGCUCGCUUUGAUGAUGGGGCUGGAGGGGACAAUGAAGUCCAGCGCACUAUGCUAGAAUUGAUAAACCAGCUUGAUGGCUUUGAUCCAAGAGGCAACAUUAAAGUACUGAUGGCAACCAACAGACCUGAUACUUUGGAUCCAGCACUGAUGAGGCCUGGAAGACUGGAUAGAAAAAUAGAAUUUAGCCUGCCAGAUCUGGAGGUUAGACUAAUUUUAUUUUGAUACUAAGCGAAGUCAAUAAGAACACAUUUAUUAGAACUUGAAGGACUGGAGGUGAGAAUUUUUUCUACUACCUCUCAGAAAAUGGAUUUGAUCAAAUAGUCAUUUUGUACCAUACCUGAUUCUUUCUUGUCAAAAGGAUUCUGGUGGGCAAUUUUAGACCUUUCCUGUCUGUCUUGGUUCUUGCCUGAUUCUAUUUCAAAUUAUGUAUUUGACCUGGUGCUUCUGUCUAGUGACAAAUUCCAAAAGAGUAACUCUGUGUUGUAGCAGUUAACAAAAAGGAAAAUAAUAUUGUAGUCCAGCCCACAAAAGGUCGUAUUGUGCUGUGCUCGUUUUGAAGAUGCCACAGGAUUCUGUCUGCGCUUCCUGUUGUUCUGAGGGGGUGACAUGGACUACAGCAUAGGCAAUAGGAAAGUAUGGCGCCUUAAGGGAAAGUGCAGGUUUUUAUUUCAUAGAAUUGUAGAGUUUGAAAGGUCCACAAAGAUCAUCUAGUCCAAUUUCCUGCAUUGCAGAAAUCUUUCACCCAACAUUUGGCUCUGGGGCUUGAACCCAUGAUCUGUUGAGCAGCUGCUGCCUUCUGCUCACUCAACUGCCCUCUUCCUCUGGAGAAGGGGCAGAUAAGGGAUUAGUGGAGGCUGGUGGGCAAGGAGGUGGUUGCAGAACAGCAGCUCUGGACCUUUCCAAAGUGCUGGAGCCUCAACAGUUGCCUAAGGAUGCAUUCCCCCAUUGUUGUCCCUUCAAAGGACAAAUCAUAUUGGCUGAACAACUGCUUUACUCCCAGGUGCAUCACUAGACAUCAGCGAUGGGGAGUGUCAAGCAGCCCUCCAGGCCUCUCUUUUUGGCCCUCUGGAGUUUCCCCAGGCCACUGGUCUUGCUCUGUACCCUCAAGUGCUUUUUGCUUGACUGGAAUGUGUUUCUGAACUGGGACAACGUCCCUUGCUUGAAUGGGUGGAGGGUGGUGUGGCUUGAAUGUAACAUCUACCAAAUUACGAGUCUGUUGCCCUGCUGACUCUGUCUUUGGCCUUCCCAACACUGAUGUGUAGAUGGCAACAAGGGGAUGAAGCCCUUAUGCUUAGUCUGGCUGUGGUUGUUUUUUUAGGGACGAACUCACAUCUUCAAGAUUCAUGCCCGUUCAAUGAGUGUUGAAAGAGACAUAAGAUUUGAGUUGCUAGCUCGACUGUGCCCUAACAGCACUGGUAAGUCAAACAUCAUAGUUCUUGUUCUCUCUCUCUGUUUGGUGGUGAUAGUUGUUUCAGAUUGUUUUUACAUCCACUGUUCUUCCUUGCAAGGUGCUGAAAUUCGAAGUGUGUGUACAGAGGCAGGUAUGUUCGCCAUCAGAGCAAGGAGAAAGAUUGCCACUGAAAAGGACUUCUUGGAAGCUGUGAACAAAGUAAUCAAGUCAUAUGCCAAAUUCAGUGCUACACCUCGUUAUAUGACUUACAACUGAUUCUAGAUAGCACUGAGAGAUCUCCUUCAUAUGGCUAAUACUACGCAGAGUAAUAUCAAAAGUUCUAGUUUGUGUGUGUGGUGUAACAUAGUUGGACUAGUAGAAAUAAAUGGAAUAUUCCAAGUUA
Messenger RNA from Podarcis lilfordi (Lilford's wall lizard), 8882 nucleotides. The record is from the annotation of a GenBank genome assembly. Lineage: Eukaryota; Metazoa; Chordata; Lepidosauria; Squamata; Lacertidae.